Messenger RNA from Ailuropoda melanoleuca (giant panda), 3856 nucleotides. It is a transcript of the gene ZNF835, whose product is annotated as zinc finger protein 835. Gene Ontology annotation, molecular function: DNA-binding transcription factor activity, RNA polymerase II-specific; RNA polymerase II cis-regulatory region sequence-specific DNA binding. Gene Ontology annotation, biological process: regulation of transcription by RNA polymerase II. The record is from RefSeq and is a predicted model, not a curated record. Lineage: Eukaryota; Metazoa; Chordata; Mammalia; Carnivora; Ursidae.
ACUCCAGCGCGGUGUGCAUAUGCUGACCGGACCCACUGGUGCACGGCAGCCAGAGCAGGGGACACAAGCUGAGUGACGUGGACAGGACCCAAAGCUCCCAAGACUGAGAUCCAGUCAUGAAGAUGUGAAAACUGGCAGCGGCUCAGGAAGCGGGGAUGGAAGGACUCUUGCCCGAGGCCGCCCCCCAGGGCUCCGAGGCGGGAGGAACCUGGAAACAAGAGGGUCAGGUCAGAGACCGGCAGGCAAACCAGGAAAGCUGUUUGAAGCAGGAGGUCGUGGCCCACGGGGAAGAGCCCGCCGGGGACGGUGCGCGGGCACAGGAUGAACUCGGUGGAAUCCCGGGAACCGGAUCGGGCCCUUCCCGCACCCAGACCGACAGCGGGCCCCAGAGGCGCGGUGCGCCGAGAAAGAACCGGAAGCAGAAGGCGGCAGACUCCGGCGAGGAGCGAGGGGGCGGCCCCAGGAAGCCGUGGAAGUGUGGGGACUGCGGCAAGGCCUUCAGCUACUGCUCGGCGUUCACCCUGCACCAAAGAACCCACACCGGGGAGAAGCCGUUCGCGUGCGCCGAGUGCGGCAAGGCCUUCAGCCAGAGCGUGCACCUCACGCUGCACCGGCGCACGCACACGGGCGAGCGGCCCUACGCGUGCCCCGAGUGCGGCAAGGCCUUCAGCCAGGGCUCCUACCUGGCGUCGCACUGGCGCACGCACACGGGCGACCCGCACCGCUGCGCCGACUGCGGCAAGGCCUUCGCGCGCCCCACGAACCUGGCGCAGCACCGGCGCGUGCACACGGGCGAGCGGCCGUACACGUGCGGCCAGUGCGCCAAGGCCUUCCGCAACCGCUCAUCCUUGCUGGAGCACCAGCGCAUCCACACGGGCGAGAAGCCGUAUGCGUGCGCGCAGUGCGACAAGGCCUUCCGCUUCUCCUCGGCGCUCAUCCGCCACCAGCGCACCCACACGGCCGAGCGGCCGUACGCGUGCGGCCAGUGCGCCAAGGCCUUCACGCAGAUCGCGCACCUGACGCAGCACCGGCGCGUGCACACGGGCGAGAAGCCCUAUACGUGCCCCGAGUGCGGCGCGCCCUUCAGCCAGAGCGCCUCGCUCGCCGAGCACCGGCGCAUCCACACAGGCGAGAAGCCGUACGCGUGCGCGCAGUGCGGGAAGGCCUUCACGCAGGUGUCGCACCUGAGCCAGCACCAGCGCGUGCACACGGGCGAGCGGCCGUACGCAUGCCAGGACUGCGGCCGCGCCUUCAGCAACCGCUCCCACCUCGUGCAGCACCACCUCGUGCACACGGGCGCCAAGCCCUACAAGUGCCUGGAGUGCGGCGUGGCCUUCAGCCACGUGUCCUCCCUCAUCGAGCACCAGAAGAUCCACACGGGCGAGAAGCCCUACCGGUGCGGGGAGUGCGGCAAGGCCUUCAGCCAGGGCUCGUCGCUCACGCUGCACCAGCGGACGCACACGGGCGAGCGGCCCUACGCGUGCCACGAGUGCGGCAAGGCCUUCAGCAACCGCUCCUACCUGAUCCAGCACCACAUCGUGCACACCGGCGAGAAGCCCUUCGAGUGCAGCGGCUGCGGCAAGGCCUUCAGCUUCUCCUCCGCGCUCAUCCGCCACCAGCGAACGCACGCCGACAAGAAGCCCUACUCGUGCGCCCGGUGCGGCGACACGUUCGCGCAGCUGCCGCACCUGACGCAACACCUGAGCUCGCACCGGGAGGGGAGGCCGGUGGGCAGCAGCGAGCCCGCGGGAGAGAGCGGACGCGUAACGGCGUCUCCCCCCAGCCGCACGGCGCCGAGCGCUUCCUCGCCUCACUUCCGGCCUCGCGGCGCUGAGGGGCGAUCCCCGUCCUCCCCGCGCUGCGCGUGAGAAACCCGGGGCUCGGAGGAGCUCAGUGACUUGCCCAGGGUCACACGGAGAGGAGGUGCCAGCGCCGGGACUGGACCGCAGGGCGGCCAGACUGCUCCCCCCACCACACGCCGCCGCUGCCGCCUGGUUCAGAAGGAUAAAUGUGACCACAACAGUAGACCCGAAGAAGUGUCUGUGCGUCUCUAGCUAGUCUUUUAAUGGUUGGAGGUUUUAUGACCGAGUAGGCAUUUGUUCAAUAAAUUUAAUUGGAUAAAAGGUUCAGCUCCUUUGGUGACGUGGGCAUAUUAACGAAGGGAGCAGGGUCUGAAGGGGAAGUGUGGAUUCUUAGGACUGAAACAGUGCUUCCCAAGUUAGAAUGAGCCAGAGAAAUACAGAAAGGGACGAGUUCUAGAAGAGACUUGCCUCUCUCCUGACAGACCUGCAGAGGGCGAUUUUUAGAGUGGACCCCAGCCUUUUUCAGUGCGAGGACACACUUUCCCCUCCUCCAGCUUUCUCCCCCCACCCCCAACUCAAAAUCCUGCCUUUAAUGAUUGUGCCAGGUAGCUGUCCCCGUGUAACAGUCAUCCAGAGUGCAGGUGUCCGUUUACUAUUUCCCACGGUGGGUGUUUCUCUUGGUGUGGACCCAGCUCAGUUGAUCUUGGCUAGACUCAGUUAUGCAUCUGUGGUCAGCUGAGGGUUGGAUGGGGGCUGGCUGGCCCAGGACCGCCCAGCUGGGCCAACUUCGCCGUCUUCCUCAAGACUCACGUCUAACCUGGGUAUGCGCUCACAGCAGUAGCCAGAAUUUGGGACACAGGGCACACACAAGCAGUUUCAUGCCUCUGAUUAUGUCAAAUUUGCUUCUACACAUAUGGGCCAAAGCAAGCAUCACAGCCAAGCCUGGGGGCAGUGUAGGAAGGGCCUUCCCAAUGGUGUGGUGAGACAGAAGAGGGUAGUCACCUACUAUCCCAGUGAGGUCAUUUAUAGUCCUACAGCAUGAUCUCUACAAAAUUACGUUAUGGGUAACACAUUUCUUGGGUCCACAAUUAGCAAAUUAAAAAAAAAAAUCCUACCCCUAUCCUCCUCUAUCCCCUCUACCCAUCAAGUCCCUCUCCGGAGAAGCAACCAUUCUUGAGUUUCCUUGUAUCUUUCCAGCACGUUCUAUGCAUAUAGAAGCAAAUAUUUAUGUGGAAAUUUGUUUACAUGUAUAAACAUGCUAAAAAGAUGAACAGCAUACCUUUUCUAUACAAUUGCAUAUGGCACACAGUUUCCCCACCUUUUACUGUUUUAUAUUUGGAAGCACCUUGUACCAUUAGACAAGAGAACAGAUUAGUUAUCAUUUCACAAAGUUUGGGCAUCAGAUUUCGUGGGUAUGGAAUCACAAUUGUUUUGAUCUCACUGUGAUGUAUUCAGCUCCAGAAAAGAAAAAAUCAUGGAAAAAUAUUUUUCAGUUAGGAAUGCCUUUUUUCCAAGGUAGACCAACAAACUGUCCUGUGUCUUGGGACAAAGUAAACCCUCUUCUGGGGCACCUGGGUGGCGCAGUCGUGAAGCGUCUGCCUUCGGCUCAGGGCGUGAUCCCGGCGUUCUGGGAUCGAGCCCCACAUCAGGCUCCUCUGCUGGGAGCCUGCUUUCCUCUCCCACUCCCCCUGCUUGUGUUCCCUCUCUCGCUGGCUGUCUCCUUCUGUCAAAUAAAUAAAUAAAAUCUUAAAAAAAAAAAAAAAAAGUAAACCCCCUUCUGCAUAAAAACGAACCCCCCACAAUAAAAAAUUUUUGUGAGAUUUUUCAAUUAUACAAAAAAGUAUAAAGUAAAAUAAAUGCCCAUAUGCCCAUCCAAUUUGAACGCCUUAAAAAAUACUAUUUUGAUAGAACAGGAACACAAUACCUAAAAAUGAUUUCAUAACAAAAUGUACCAUAUUUUAUGAUACAUAUUUGCUUUUAAAAUAGGUCAUGAGGGGCGCCUGGGUGGCACAGCGGUUGAGCGUCUGCCUUCGGCUCAGGGCGUGAUCCUGGCG